ACAAUUCAGACCAAAUAUAACUAUGUAUUUCUUCAUGAGGUAUUAUGGUAAAAAUAACCAAAGUGCAAACAUAACAUUUAAUAUACUUCGGACUGUCAGACGCCCAUUACAUCAUUCCACUGAAGACAUUGUUCUUCCUGCCAAGAUUGAGCUAUUAAAAGACAGAAUUCAUCAUUAUAUUUAUGCAAGUAAAGGUUACGAGCUGCAAGCAGUCAAUGCUGGAGUGCCGCGACCCUCGCAAAUGGCCAAUCCAGCUUUGCCUGGCCAGUCUUUUAGUGAUCAUAGCAAAGUAUAUUUUGGAUGGAGGAGUCCAGAGCUUUCUUUUUCCUCUUCCUCAAUAUUUUUGAAAGGCUACAUGGCUCUCAAGUUAUAUCUUCAUGACAUUGUGCAGCCAAAUCAUAGACCAGCUUUUCGUGCACUAGAAAGAUUCUUCAGUGAAAAUGAAAGACACGAGGAUUGUUUAUCGAGAUACUUGCAGAAGGAGAUAUCAUUAAAUGACACCAAAGUGUCAUGUGUUUUGACUCAGCAUUUGUUAUCACAGUUGCUACCACAUCCAACAAAUUAUAUUUUGGAUACACAUUCAAAAGGAAAAAGUGCUGAGUGUCCUUGUGAAUGUGGAACACCCAUGUUGUAUGGUACAACUUUAGUUGGAAGCCCAGAUCUAUUUUAUGGGAAUGCUGAUAUAGUUCUUUUUCCAUCUGACAAAGAUUUAUUCAAUGAUGUCAUGGAUGUUAUGGAAACCUCUGCAAUAAUAACUACACCUAAAUAUUUCUUUGAGAAUGGGUAUGAAGACGAUGAUAUAGAUGGAGAUGAAUUUGCUAAUAAAGACCUUCCAGAUGCUCUUCCAGAUGAAGCCACAAAAUUUGAUCAGGUCUUGAUGCAGGCUAUUUCAGUCUCGCUCUGUAAACACAGACGAAUAAAAAACAAAAUUCAAACCAAAAAUAACAUUUCUGCAGUUCCAGUAUGCCAAAUUACAAAGGAAACUUACUGUGUGGCACUGUAUGAUGCUCAAUAUGACUACUUGUUGAGAACAAAUAAAGCUUUAAAUCUUUUUGAUGGAAAUAAUCUUCGAUUUGAUGCAGUGUUAGAUUUGUGGCUUUUAAUUCACCAUAACUUAUUUUGUUCUACACCUCAUCAGAAAGUUUUGAGGGAUUUUAAAGGGACUUGUGACCUUAUUCCACAACUUGGAAUAGAUAAAUAUGAAAACAUUGUUCAAAAUUCAAGAUUGCUGUAUAUGCCAGAGAAUAUGCAACCUGACAACUCUGAUGAUGUUUCAACCCCUAAAAUUACAGAUGUUGGCGACUUGAGCUGGUUAGAUAUAAUAACAAAGAAGAUUGAUUCAAUGGACCCAUCAAUUGAAAACUAUGACUCAUGGUUUGAUGAUUGGAUGGAAGAAGCUGUGGAAAAUUCAGAGAAAAGCUCACCUGAUGGCCAUCAUCAUCAUCAUCAUCAUCAUCAUCAUCAUCAUCAUCAGAAAGAUAUAUGUGACAGUCAGAAGAAGAGUGAAGAAAACGGGCCAGGUUGCUGAAAGAUCAGUAUCUAGGACUGUUACAAGUUUUUUGUAAGGUAUCCAAAAGGGCAGCGAGAUAAGAAGCCAGAAAAGAAAAUGACUAAAAUGCUUCUUAGAGAGAUUUUCGUGACGAACACGCCGUACUCAUUUCAAAGACCACCAUGCAAAAUCUGCAAAGAAGAUAAAUGUUGUGAAUUGUUACACAAUUCUCAAGCCAAUGGAUUGCCAGUGAUACCCAGAAUAAAUUAUCACACGGAAAAGAACAUAGAAACAGGAAUGUGCCCAAAUUUGAACAGGAUAAUAUUUUUGUGGUUUUUGUUUUGUUUUUAUUCACACAAUUUAUGCAAAUACUGUUAACUCUUAAUAAUUUCAAACAAUAGUAAGGUGUAUCUAAUUGUAUUCAUAUUUUAAAAGUCAAGAUUGAGGUAUGAUUGCUUGAAAUUUAACACUGCAUUGAUGCAUAUUGGCCUUUUUGCGGUAACAGAUUUUUUGUAUGGUAGCAUUACUAAAUGUAACAUAAACAAAAUUGUCAUGUAAUAAAUCAUUGUGAUACGAGUUUGACACGAAGUAAUGCUUCAUUAAUAAGCAUAUUCUAAUGACACAUGAUUAUAUUGUUUAAUUAAACAUGACUGAAUUGUUUAACAAAUCUUCCUUAACUCGUUUAAAUACUCUUAUAGAAAGUUCAAUAAUAUAUCGAUCUUACUUUUUAAGUCGUGAUCAAUAAUAGCUUAUACUUAAACUACUUUGAGACAUAAUAUGAUUUGUACACCAAUAUACAAUGCAUGUGCGCAUGCAAAUUAUAAAAAAUGUGCAUAGGUAAACUUAUUUUUCAAGCAUACACAUCAUUCUAUAUGCUUUACAUGAAUCUGUGUGUACAAAUAUUUAACACAUGAAAACAUGAAAACAUGAGUCUUUAAGGUUCAUGCUAAAGAAAAGCUUAUGGACUAAGCCGAUGGUUUUGUAAUUUGUUGAUUUACGCUUCAGCUGACCCAUUUUUUCCAAUUUACAGAAAGAAAAAAAAAUUGCAAUUGAAAUUUCAUGCUUUUUUCCCCCCUCCCCCACCAACUCUACUAAUUCAUUAUCCCUGAAAUAUAAAUAAAAAUUAUCUGCGUAGAAGCAUUCACCUCAAAUUAUGUGCGUUAUUGUAAUAAACAGAAAUUAUACCACAUUGACCGUUGUGUUAAAUAAAAGUCUCAAAACAAUUCAUGGCGUUUGUGAAUUCUAAAAAUAGGAAAUCAAACAGAUCUGGAAAUGUUGUUAACGCAAAUAACUUUACAGAAUGAAAUGUAUGUUUACACAAAGUUGGUUUUCCUAUCCUUUAUUUUCUUUAUUCCUUGAGAUUUUAUUUUGAAGCUGUUUCAUCCUUGUUUAUGAAAUGGACCUGUCCAAACAGGAAAGACCUGAAGUCAAAAGUAAUAGAAGAUAAACACAAACAAUUUGGAAUUUUCUUGAUUCAUAGAUUGUACAAAAAUCUUUCUUUCAUUUGGAUAACAAAAAAGUGGUUAAAUGGCAAAAAGACGAAACCAAUAUCCCCAUCUGUUACAUUUGACAGGUCUACUUCGCUAGUGGUAAACUACUUUUUUCAUGUUUUCAAUUUUUUUCACAUGCUAUACUACGAGAAGCUCAUUAUUUACCGUGUUUGAUAGAAAGCAACAUAAAGCUAAUUUUCAUUCAUCGUGAAAUGACUAUCUAUGUCCCAUUUGUAAAUAAACAUAACCACCCCUUUUUAUGAACUUAUAUGAUGAUGACAUGAAUUGUAUGAUUAAUACAGCAAUAAAAAAUGUUUGGCACUAAAAUAACACAAAUAUUGUUUGAAAGAUGAAGUACAGAGUAAUUCCAUAAAUAUUUGUGUUUGUAAAAUAUUUUUUUUCUUUUUUUUUCUGACUGACCGACUUGAAUCUUUCAAAUAAAAAAACCAUAAACCAACAAACUAUAAAAUUCUUGCCUAGCAAAUUAUUAAAGGGAUGUUAUGUUUGAAAAAUAAAGAUUGAAAAUUAUAAAAAUAAUAAAAUAAGACUUUUUAAAGCAGCACACAGUAAGCAAAUGCAGUAAAGAUAACAAUAAAACUUAACACCUAUAACGCUUACAUCACACAUUGAUUAAGAGUAAUUUCACAGUAUGAAUGGUUAUUUGAAAGUAAAAUGUAUAAAUGUAACGUGUAAUUUAACAAGUUGACUUGAUUUAAUCAUGAUCACAAACAGAAUAUUAUUCCAAAUAGAUAGAUAUUUCAAAUGCUUAUUACUAGUCAUUAGGUGUUAAAACUUAGGUACACGUUAGCUAUUUCAAAUUAUGUUUUCUUGGGUAAUUAUAAUGUUUUAUAAAAGAAGAUUUUAAAGGCUUUCAGCCAAUGAGAAAACUGAAAACGUACAGUCAUAAUAAAAGAAGCUUUUUGUGCA
Molecule: messenger RNA, 3906 nt
Organism: Mytilus californianus (California mussel)
Lineage: Eukaryota; Metazoa; Mollusca; Bivalvia; Mytilida; Mytilidae
Exons: 6
Coding region: 23-1528 (501 amino acids)
Source: RefSeq, a predicted model, not a curated record